Apis laboriosa (Himalayan honeybee) is the source of this 1835-nucleotide messenger RNA. RefSeq lists its product as uncharacterized. Bases 378 to 1835 code for a protein of 485 amino acids. The record is from RefSeq and is a predicted model, not a curated record. Lineage: Eukaryota; Metazoa; Arthropoda; Insecta; Hymenoptera; Apidae. The transcript is spliced from 5 exons. Gene Ontology annotation, molecular function: protein binding.
GCGACGCGAACGCUCGCCUCACCUUUCGAUCCGUGUCCACGCACCGGUUCUCCGCACUCGUUCCCCGGUCGUUCACUCGAUCGUAUCGCGUAUUCGACUCCCUGUGUUUACGUCCAGAGGAGGCUCGGCGGAGAGAGGGAGAGAGGGAAGGUUCUUGCUCCGUGGAGGAGGAAGGAAGGAAGAGGAGGAAAACUAGGUGAUUCUCGGUGCCCGAUCGGAGGAGCGGAGAAGGGGGACUCGUCGACUCGUUGGUGUAACAGGUGCAUUAUCGUUAUCAUCGUCCAGCUUACGACAAGAACAGCGGUGAAGGAGAAUAUUUAGGGACGUAGAGGAAUAAUCGUGGACCAUCGGUUUAGCUGUGCCCUCGAGAUGCGGUGAUGGCUUUGCUGUACAGAUUCGCGCAGCUGCCUGACAGCAGUGGCACGCGGGUCUUCUCCUUCGUCGUCACAAGAAGCGUGGUACGGGAUCCCGAAAGAGACGUAACCAGCAAGGAGCUCGUAUGCGGUUUCCAAAGAUGGUCCGUUGCGUUUUCGCGAGGGAACAAGGUUCUAGGCGCGUACCUGGUAUGGCGCGGGGCAUCGAGGAACCUGCGCGUCUACGUGGACUUCACGUUCACCCUUCUGAACCGGGAACACUUCUCCAUGAACGAGGGAUUCUCCGGGAAACGGGUGAAGUUCACGUACGAGGCGCCCGCCCAGGGCAACCGGAACUACAUCCCUGUGUCGGACCUGUACAGCCGAAAUUUCGCCGACACGAACGGCGAGUUCCAAUUAGAAUUGUCGAUGGCAAACGUGAGGACCGUGUACAUGACCGAUCUUAAGAUGCCGGGCGGCACGUUCUCCUCGGGCCAAUCGAAGCCCAACAAAUUGGAGACCGAUUAUUUCGCGUUCGGCGGCUUCGAUUGGAACCUGGUCAUAUAUCCCCACGGGAACAAGGAGUUGGAGGGUUACCGGGGCCACGAGAACGGGAUCAGCGUCUAUCUGAUGAGGAUGAGCGGGUUCGAUCAUCGGUGCAGGGUGAGAUACAGCGUCGCGUUGGGCGAGGGUGAUCGCAGGAUCGAUUCAGGCCAGAUCGAGGACCUGUCGGACGCUGAGCGUUGCGGUUUCGGGUGGCACACGAGGGUGAGGUGGUCCGAGGUGGCGCACAAAGGCGUGGUACGGGUUUCCCUCGAGAUGGUCGAGGCGAGGACCAUUUGCGAGGUCGCCGUCCAAGCUCGCGGCCCCUCCGUCCUGCCCGCGACCCCUUGCUACGAUCGUGACAAGCAGGCGUGGAUGAUCAGGGCCGAUUUGCACUCGGACACCGUCAGACUGCACCUGGUCUACAAAGAUAUCCAUAACGUUCCGAGGAAUCAUUUGAGGUACGUCAGUUGGUCAGCCUAUCUUCUCCGCGACGAGGAGGCGAACAUGACCGCGAUCAGUUUGCCAGGAGCCCCGUUCAGCCGUUACUACGCCCAAGAGUCCGCGGACGAAGGUAUCAUAAUGGAGACGAAUCUCGACACGAACGAGGUGAAAGAAAAUCACUGUCCGUUCCUGACCGACAAAGGGCAAUUGAGGAUCCGGCUUGAGUGGAACGAGAGCCACUUGCUGUUCCAAGCGACCUACCACAAGUACGACGACGUGUGCCGCAUCCACAAUCAACAGAUGAGACGGGAGAUCUCCCUCCUCCAGGCGGAGAAUUACAGCUUGGAGAGGCAGCUGUUCAGUUAUCAGAAGAGCCUCGCUUAUACGCAGGCGCAGCAACAGCAACAGCAGCAGCAACAUCAGAAUCAACAGCAUCAUGGCGGCCAUCAAGCCCAUCUGGAGAGAUCCGCGUCGACAGACACCGAAUACGCCUGA